AUGGCUUCCCUCCUGGCAUUAUCCUUACCGGCAAGGUGUUCUUCUUUGCGAACUGGUCGCAGUUGGAAGAUUUUAACAGAUUCGUUGCCCAUUACCAGAAGUUUUUAUACUACAGCACAUGUUGCCAGCAAAGAUUUGUAUUGGAACGAUCGUUUCAAUGAAGGGGAGCAACAAUUUGAAAAAAUUCUGAUUGCAAAUCGAGGUGAAAUUGCUUGUCGUGUUAUCAAAACCUGCCAGCGGUUAGGAAUUAAAACUGUAGCAGUGCACAGCGAUGUUGAUUCCCUGUCAGUACAUGCUAGAAUGGCAGAUGAAAGAAUCUGUAUUGGUCCAGCACCUACUAGUCAGAGCUAUCUGCAAAUGGAAAAGAUUUUAGAUGCUGUGAAGCAGACAGGAUCUCAAGCUGUACAUCCAGGGUAUGGAUUUUUGUCUGAAAAUACCAAGUUUGCUGGUGAGCUGGAAAAGAUGGGGGUUCAGUUUAUUGGGCCUAACAGUAAAAGUAUUUAUGACAUGGGUGAUAAGAUAGAGAGUAAACGAAUUGCAACCAAAGCAGGCGUGAACAUGAUCCCAGGGUUUGAUGGUGUCGUUCAAGAUGGUGACCAUUGUGUGAAGCUAGCCAAUGAAAUUGGUUAUCCGGUAAUGAUCAAAGCCUCUGCCGGUGGAGGAGGAAAGGGAAUGAGGAUUGCAUGGAAUGACAAAGAAGCCAAACAAGCUUUCAGAUUAUCUUCUCAAGAAGCAAAGUCAAGUUUUGGUGAUGAUCGAAUGCUAAUUGAGAAAUUUAUCGACAAUCCACGACAUAUUGAAGUUCAAGUUCUCUGUGACAAGCAUGGUAAUGCCCUGUGGUUAAACGAACGAGAAUGUUCGAUCCAGAGACGAAAUCAGAAAGUUAUAGAAGAAGCUCCAAGCACCUUUGUUGAUCCUGAAAUGAGAAAAGCAAUGGGUGAUCAGGCUUGUAUGAUGGCGAAGGCUGUAGGGUAUGAUUCUGCAGGAACUGUGGAGUUUCUUGUGGAUUCCAAGAAAAAUUUCUUCUUUUUGGAGAUGAACACUAGAUUGCAGGUUGAACAUCCAAUUACAGAAUGUAUCACUGGAAUCGACAUUGUGCAUCAAAUGAUACGAUCAGCGAAAGGACAUAAACUUUUACAUGAACAAAAAGACAUCCCUGUUGAUGGCUGGGCAUUGGAGUGUCGUGUCUAUGCAGAAGAUCCUUACAAAAAUUUUGGCAUGCCUUCAAUUGGGCGUCUAUCUCGAUAUCAAGAACCGUUGCAUCUGGAGAAUGUUCGAUGUGACAGUGGCAUUCAGGAGGGAAGUGAAAUCAGCAUUUACUAUGAUCCUAUGAUUUGUAAACUUGUAACUUAUGGAAAAAACAGAACGGAUGCAUUAGAGACAAUGAAACAUGCAUUGGAUUCGUAUGUUAUAAGAGGGGUAACCCAUAAUAUUCCUUUAUUGCGAGAUAUCAUCACAGAAUCUAAAUUCGUAUCUGGUGACAUCACAACCAAGUAUCUUCAGGAAGUUUAUCCAGAUGGAUUCCAAGGCAAGAAAUUGUCAGAAAAGGAAACAAAUGAACUAGUGGCAUUAUCAAGUGCUCUCUAUGUCUCUGAUGAGCUACGUAGUAACGAUUUUGAAAAUGGUACUAAGAAUAUGGAUAUGCCAGCAAAAUUUGAAUUGGUGGUGAAAGCUAUGAAUAAUAUCUACAACACCACAGUAGAAAAAGUUGCUGAGGGUUUCCGAGUUCAUCUUAAUGGUGACACAUUGGAUAUUAAUGGACAAAUUCAAUUUCAUUCUCAAUUAAUAAAUACAACCUUAAAUGGUGUUGACAGUCAAUUUCAACUGAGCAAACGACAAGGGGCUGGUAGUUAUAGUUUACGAUUCCUUGGUACUGUUUUUCCAGUCCAAGUUCUGACCACUUUCGCAGCUGAAAUGAUGAAAUUGAUGCCAGAAAAGAAGGAAAUUGACAUCAGCACUAUGAUUUUGGCACCUAUGCCUGGAAUGCUUAAGUCUGUAAAUGUAGAACCUGGACAGAAAGUGGGAGAAGGCCAAGAAGUUUGUGUCCUGGAAGCCAUGAAGAUGCAGAACAGUCUUGUCGCAGGCAAAAGUGGUGUCGUAAAGAAGGUAAAUUUUAAAACUGGGGAAACUGUCAGUGAAGAUGAUGUUAUAGUGGAAUUAGAGUAA
Lottia gigantea (owl limpet) is the source of this 2166-nucleotide messenger RNA. RefSeq lists its product as hypothetical. Gene Ontology annotation, cellular component: mitochondrion. The transcript has a single exon. The coding region runs from base 1 to 2166 and encodes 721 amino acids. Lineage: Eukaryota; Metazoa; Mollusca; Gastropoda; Lottiidae. Gene Ontology annotation, molecular function: metal ion binding; ATP binding; propionyl-CoA carboxylase activity. The record is from RefSeq and is a predicted model, not a curated record.